Molecule: messenger RNA, 942 nt
Organism: Fonsecaea multimorphosa CBS 102226
Lineage: Eukaryota; Fungi; Ascomycota; Eurotiomycetes; Chaetothyriales; Herpotrichiellaceae
Exons: 1
Coding region: 1-942 (313 amino acids)
Biological process (GO): glutamate metabolic process
Molecular function (GO): D-glutamate cyclase activity
Source: RefSeq, a predicted model, not a curated record
AUGGCUCCUAUCGCCCUUGACCAGACCAUUGACCAGCCGAGCUUGCACAAAACCACCAUAGCAGAUCCAAGCAACAGAGAGACAGGAGAAAGCAUUCGUCUCGCUGCGAGGGCCGGCGCAUACGACAAGCAGACUUCCGGCGCGGCGCCUGCCUAUGUGCAGGCAAAUCUGAUCGCCCUGCCAUCGCGAUUUGCAGCGGACUUUAGAUUGCUGUGUCAAAGGAAUCCCGUACCGUGCCCCCUGCUGGCCGAAUCGAAGGAAGUCGGGAGCUGGGACGAGCUGAAAUCCUGGGUGCCUAGCCUGACCGGAAAAGAUCUUGCGAAGGACCUCGACCUUCGCCAUGACUUUCCAAAGUACAUGGUCUAUGAGGAUGGCGAGCUGACAAUCUCUCACUGCGGCGAUGUUGGCGCGGUCUGGACCAAAGACCAUGUUGGCUUCUUAAUUGGCUGUUCGUUCAGUUUUGAAGCCGCCCUAACAGCCGAAGGAUUGGUUCCAUCCCACGUGGCACACAGUAGGAACGUGCCAAUGUAUCGCACAAGCCUUCCUCUGUGCCCCGCCGGCGUUUUCAGUCAAUCCACAUAUGUGGUGUCAAUGAGACCCUAUCAGAGAAAAGACAUCCAGAGGGUAAGAGACAUCACGCGCCGAUAUGUCGCGACUCAUGGCGAGCCCAUCGACUGGGGAUGGGAUGCCCUCUCGCGCCUCGGGAUCAAGGACAUCAAUAAGCCAGAGUUUGGAGAUACACCUGUCUUACCUGACGGCUCGGCGCUCGUUCAGCAACUUAGAGCUGAGUCUGAGGAAUUCAUCCCCGUCUUCUGGGGAUGUGGUGUCACGCCACAAGAGGCAGUACGACAAGCUGCUCUAAAAGGCCCUGUCAUCGGGCACGCUCCGGGACACAUGAUUGUGCUGGACAUCAAGGAUUGGGACAUUAUUCCAAGUAUAUGA